AUGCUCGGCAAGCUCGGAAUGAUGGGAAGUGACACCAUACUCGCCGUCGCAGCGGCCGUCGCCAUCGCUGCGCUGGUCCUCUGGCUCAUCGCGCGCCGCUCGUCGCCACAGUACCACAACCUCCCUCCUGGGCCUGGGCCGGCAGUGGCAAUACCGACCCAGUACCCGUGGCGCCACUUCCACGACCUGUCGCGCACGUACGGGCCCGUCGUGACGGUGUGGGCGAACGGCCGGCCAACAGUCAUUGUGAACAGCGUCGAUGCCGCCCUCUUCUUCAUGGAGAAGAACGCACGCGACACGGCCGACAGGCCGUCCAACCUCGUCGCGGACGAGAUCUUCAGCCACGGCAAGCGCACAUUGCUCGUCGGGCAUAACGAGCGCUGGCGCCGCCUCCGCCGCGCGCUCCACCACCCCUUGCAGCCGUCCUCGGCCCGCGACCUGCGCGACGUGCAGGAACGCCUCGCGAGCACCGUCGUCCGCGACCUGCUCCACAGCCCCGCCAGGUUCCAGGACCACAUCCAGACGUACGCAGCCAGCCUUGUCGUGUACAUGGCCUACGGGCGCCGCACGCCGGCGCGAUACAGUGACCCCGAUAUCAGGAAAGUCGUCGACGGCGGCAAGCACCUCGGCAUCCUCCUCCGCCCGGGCAACUAUGCCCUCUUCAACACCAACCGCUGGCUCCAGUACGUGCCUGGCACACUGAGGACCGUGCAUGCAUGGGCGGCGGAAGAGCUCGCGCUCUACCGCUCCCAGCUCGCCGACGUGCAGCGCCGCGUCGCGACCGACCCCACUUCGGUUGCGCCAUGCUUCGGGACAUACCUCCUGGAGAACAAGGCCAAGUUUGAGCUUGAGGAUGACGACAUUGCGUACCUCCUCGGCAGCGUCUUCGGAGCCGGAAGCGACACGUCGUCGAGCGCCAUCAGCAUUGUCGUCAUGGCGGCGGCGACGCACUUGGCAGAGCAGAAGGCAGUUCAGGCCGAGCUGGACCGCCUGUGCGGCUCGUCGCCCCCCACAUUCAACGACCUCCAGGAGGCGCACCUCCUCCAGGCGUUCAUCGCCGAGACGUUCCGCUGGCGGCCGGUCAGCUCGGGCGGGUUCGCCCACCAGACGACCGCGCAGGUGCAGUACAACGGCCUCAGUGUACCCGCCGGCACGAGCAUCAUGGGCAACCACUGGGGCAUCCACCGCGACGCCGAGUACUACGGCGCCGACGUCGAGGCGUUCCGCCCCUCGCGGUGGAUGAGGGAGGACGGCACCGAGUUCAACGAGAAGAUGAAGCACUUCCAGUUCGGCUUCGGCCGCCGUGUGUGCCCCGGCCAGCAUGUCGCCAACAACAGCGUGCUCAUCAACGCGGCACUCAUGCUCUGGGCGUUUGACAUCCGCCCGGAAGUCGACCCAAGUGGCAACGAGGUCCCGAUCGACACGUUGGCAUUCACGAACACGGCCAACUCGCACCCCCUCCCGUUCAAGGCCAGCUUCACGCCUCGCGUGGCAAACCUCGACGCCGUGCUCGGGCACGGGGAACAUUAA
Molecule: messenger RNA, 1530 nt
Organism: Vanrija pseudolonga
Lineage: Eukaryota; Fungi; Basidiomycota; Tremellomycetes; Trichosporonales; Trichosporonaceae
Gene: yanC
Product: Cytochrome P450 monooxygenase yanC
Exons: 1
Coding region: 1-1530 (509 amino acids)
Molecular function (GO): heme binding; monooxygenase activity; iron ion binding
Source: RefSeq, a predicted model, not a curated record